AACUUUUUGAAUUUUACACCAAAUUUUAUGAUGUUUUUAUGCAAUUUCUUGACUUAUGACCACUGCAAAUGAAUGUUCAAGACCUAGGACAUUAAGUGCAAGUAAAAGGCUGUCUAAAAGGAGUACACAACGUGUGCAAAAUGCCACGGAAGAGCUACAAAAGUACAUUGAACAAUUUACGGAUGCUGAACAAACAAACCCUGCAGCGACGCCAAUUUCUCGUUGCUACGGAAGCUCAAAUGUCACUUUGUUGUCAACGAAACCUAAAUCCUUUUCGUCGCCAAAAAAGCACAGCAGAAAGGCUGCAAUAUCUCCAGAAAAGCAAGGGAAAAUGGUCGACAAUUUGGUUCAAUGGGUUAAUGAAUCUUAUUCAAAAGAUUUGCAAAGAAAGAUCGUCCCUUUUGGACAAAGGAGCAAUUCAAGUGUGGACAUUAAUGGCCUCAGUCAAACAGAUGGUAUAUAAUUGAAUCGUUUGUGUAUAUAAUAUGUCAAAAAAAAUAUUAUAGAGUUCUUUUAGUUUGUAAUGGUAUAAUUAAAAUGCCGUUUUUAUAUGCUUUUCUGGUGAUUAUCUUUUGGUUGUUUUGAUAGGGUACUUGAUAAGUUCUAACAACCUAAUAAAGAGUCAGGGUUAUUAAUUGUUUUAUUAGCACCUAAGUUCCAGGGCAAAAAUACUUCAUCAGAGAGCAUCGACAUUUGUUGUGCUUUGCAGACUGGUUUGAUUCUUCUUUCCACUCUUCUAGGGAAUGGUGAGUCAUAUGGUGAUGAAGUUUCAACUAUAUCUGAUGGUGAUGUUCAACUCUCCACCCUCCCCUCCCCUGGUAGUUCAGUUGCAUCAGAUCUUGACAGUAAUGUGGGCAGUAUGAGCACUGAUAUGUUGGUCAGCAGUUUUUAUAGACACAAUAACUCCCAACUGUCACAAGGUAUGUAAAGACUGAUUUACACUACACAACUUGCCUGAAACUGUCACAUGCAACCUGAUUACAACUUGCAUUGUACUGUGUCACUGUAAAUCAAGCACACAACUCAUCUACAUUGACGUAGGUGAGUUGUGUGCUUGAUUUACACAGUACAACUCAAGUUAUAAGUAGAUUGUAUGCAACAGUUUUAGGCAAAACUUGUGUUGUACAAAUUGGCCUUUAAUUAAACUUCUGUUAUACUCAUGGAUAUCUCAAUCUGUUUCCUCCCCCCCUCUCAGUAAAGGACAUUUCCUCCCCCCCCCCACAGUGGCUGGCAUCUGACUAUAGAGGAAACAGGAACUAAACUUCACUUCACUUUUGUUAGGAAAGGCAAUGAGCCAUCCUAGUUGGGUUGAAGAGUUGGUCACAGCAAAACAUUAUCCCAGCUGGGUAGAUGACAUUGAUGAAAGUCGUGCACAUGACCGAGAUGUCAGGCGUAAUCAAAGGUAGGUGACAUUUUGAACACACCCCCCCCUCCUCCCUGGCCUCUAUUGCUCUCAGUUGGUUAGGGCGCUGCACCGGAAUCGCAGGGCCACCAGUUCGAGUAUAAAAAUUCACACUUGACAUUUCCAUGACAAAACCCUUCUACAACUCUAAACUGGCUUAUUCUGUAUUUCCUUUUCCUAGAAAUCGUUUGUCAAGAUCCCUAUCACCAUCAUUUUUCCAAGAACACCCUCCCCUCUCCCCCACCCCUCAGUCUCCCCUCUCCACAUCACUCCAGGAUCACCCAAUGGAGAUCAGUGACCCACACCAAAAGAAGAGUAAAGCCUGGGACCUAGAAAGUACAGACACCGAAGUUUUAAUUGGUGAAUCAAUCUACGGUCGACAACCUGUUAAUAUGGGGGGAGCGUUUCAUAGUUCAUUGUAUCGGGAUAAAAAGAUCCAGCAACUAUUUGAUCAUAGUGUGAGAAAAUUUGGUAAGUUCAACAUAAGUCAAUAUUCCAAUCUUAUGUUGAUUAUACACAAGGUGUUGUUGCCCAGUAUACCAGAAGCUCAUGAUACAUGUGCUUGAGAACUGAGACGUUUUUGGUCAAAAACCAGGGAGCCCAGAGAAAUUAGUCUCUCAAAGCACCUUAGUUAAGAAUCACUCAACUACAACUCUACUUACAUGCAUUUUUAGGCCUUUUAGUUUUACAAUCAAGUUUUCAAGCAGAGCUAAGUUAUACCCAAUCUAAAUAAGUCCUCCAGCCUUGCCACAUACCCACUGAUGAAGAAUCUUUGCUCAAAAUAUUUGAUAUAAUGGAAUUGCGUUUCUCUUUCGUUAGCAAAGGAUUCCGAGCGAUCACUCGUUAAAGAAAUGUCUUUUGCACAAUCUCAUGUUGAUGAUGGAAAAACAACUGGACACCCACCACAACGCUUCACAAAACCAACAAAAAUGUCAAAUUCAAAAACUUCCAUAUCCAAACAUACCAAGAAAAAAGCUGGACCUCCGAUGCAAACUUCUAAAUCAUUUCCACACGAUGGAAGAACUCAAAAUGUCGCUGAAAAUAAUUUUCAACCUAGUCGUAGUUUUAACAAGAACGUUUAUACUAGUGCCAAUAGACCUUCCUCAUUGAGUUUACCAAAAGCCCAUGAUAUUAAGUCGAGUUCAGAAAUUCGAAAAAACUCAACAGACUCGUCCAAUACGGAUAGACUUAUGAGAAAAAGUCCUACUGGGAUUCAAAUGGCAAAACAAUAUACUGGAUCAAGAAAUAUUGAAAAUUCAACUGGGAAAUCUAGGAGAAGUAACAAAGAUGACAGGAUUUCUACACAGAUUCCUUCUCCAAGAGUUCGACCUACUCCAAAUAUGCUUUAUUCCAGCAAAGAUUUCCAUACUCCGGAUAUCAAGACUGCUUCAAGGGGUAGUCCAAAUGUGCCACAUUCUGCUAAGAACGUCCGCACUUUCAAUGGUGAUAUCUCACCAAGGCGUAACGCUAGCGACGAGUUGCAGAGAAUCAUUGAUCAAGCUGACUCCACUGAAGUGCUCAGACAAAGGAAAGACCAUUAUCUCAGUGGAAACGUUUCCAAAAAAGAUUUAACUCUACAAGAUAGGAAGCAAAUUUUUAACAAUCAUGCUAGAAUACAUGCUUCCACAGUCAGCCACACUAAACGAACUGAACAUAACAACAAUUACUCCACAAAAGGGUACCUCCACCCUACAAGAACAGACCCCCGCAAUUUUUCUCAACGGAGAUUAGUACCCUCGGGGAAAUAUGACAGGCAGACUGCCUGGAAUGAGAAUUCCUCUUUCGGCAACCACAGUGAAUCCUACGAGAGAAGUUCCCUUAGGACAAAAAUCCCCAGGAACUCAGACCCUACGAAGUUAGACCUAGGUACUAAAAUUCGUGAUCACAAAUUAAGAUCGCGAACUAAAUCUGCGCCUAAUAUGAAAGAUGGUCAUAUGGGGUCGUCUUCACCAGAGCGCAGAGAAGGAUAUAGGAGAAGUCUGAAAACUCGUAGGAGAGACGUGAAUUAUGCUAAUAAGGGAAACAUUUUAGCCGCUGAUUAUUCGAAUGACGGAAGAAUUUCAGACGCUGAUUAUGCUAAUGAGGACGUUUUGCACGACGAUACGGAAUCGGUAGAUACAGAAGCGCUAAUAAUAAAACCACCAAUGCUGCUUUUUGACGCAAGUCCCUCGCUUACUACAGAGAGUGCAGAAACUACUGAAGAUUCAGAAGAGAGUGGCGAUACAUUGAUUGAAAAUCUUGCAUUGAGAACCUCAUUCUUAGCCACUGACCUUCAGUCCUCAUCUGGGACUAGUUAUCUGGAGUUAUCUCCUAAGCGAGAUAUUGGCCUGGAUUGGGAAGAUGAAAAGCCACCAAAUGCGAGGUAUAUGGUAGAUACAUCGAAAUCUGUAUUUGUCAGAGAAUUAAAACACUUAUGAAUUAUUUUUAUUACUAGGCUUAACACCAAACCUGGGAUUAUAACGUCAUUCCUUGAGGAUUGUAUGCGGAACAGUCAGGAGGUAAUGCAAGUAAAUUUUCUUAAGUAUGUCUUAUAUAAGUACUAUUUAAAACACGAGCAGGAGUGAUUUAUCAGAUAUAAAACACGAGGCGACAGUCGAGUAUCUUAUAUCUGAUAAAGCAUAGACUGCGACUGUUUUACUGUCGUUCCAAUUGAAGUGUUCCUCAAAUAUUGAUUCAAUACAUUACCUCGGGCUGACCAAUUCAUACGAAUGCAAAUUUCUUUUUACUUCCUGUGCUUAAAAGUAACAGGAAGUUGAUCAAUUUUCUAUCAAAUGAAUUGGUCAGCCCGAGGUAAUAUAUUGAAUCAACAUUUGAGGAACACUUCAACUGGAACGACAGUAAGUGGCUUAAAAAACGACUCAUUUUUUUAACACAUAUUAAUCACACGCUAGUGGAUAUAUAGAUUAUUAAAGUGUUUUUCAAGUGCAUAUUAACAAGUUUAUAUUGGAACGAACGUAUAUAAAGAUUGUUACGUUUAAAAAUUCACUAUUUGUUUAAAAAGGUAUUUUGAGCUAAAACGUUGCUGUUAUUGUAGUGAAGGCACAAACCCGAGCGAGUCAGUCCUAGAUGGUGUACAGAACUCCCUUUUCAAAUACCAUAACUUCCUAUUCAAAUGCCAAAAAGGCUCCGUUUUCAAAAGCCACAACUCCCUUUUCAAAUGCCAAAACUCCCUUUUCAAAUGCCAGAACUCGCUUUCAAAUGCCAGAACUCCCUUUUCAAAUGCCAAAACAGAACUCCCUUUCAAAUGCCAAAACUCCCUUUUCAAAUGCCAAAACUCCCUUUUCAAAUGCCAGCACUCCCUUUUCAAAUGCCAAAACUCUCUUUUCAAAUGCCAGAACUAUACCUUUUCAAAAGCUAGAUGGUGUAUACAAUCUUCAUAAGUGUGCUUUUCUUUACAUCAGAGUCGUUCAGACAUGAAGUCCGACACUGGCAAGUUCCCGUCACGUUCCUUCAUAGAGGAAGAACCUGAAUCUGUGAUGAGUGAAGACAUCAGCUCAGAAAGACCCGUGGAAACGUUAAAGAAAAUGUUAUUUACUGUACAACGUCUGACUCACUCCAGUGAAGAAAAUUCUGAUCAGGGCGUAGAUGAUCACUCGGCGUUUGAAACGCAAAGCGAAAGUUUAACUGAAGGUGAAUAACAAUAGUUGUAUACAUCUAUAUCUUACUUGCCACAGCUUUUUCUGACAAUCUACGUCUUUGUUUUGAUAUAAAAUAUAAGAUUUCUCCAAUUAUCUGUUUUAGAAGUCCUAUCAGAUAUUUUAUCCACUGCAAGUCGCAAUGAAGGCCAAGAUUCCUUAUCCAGGUAAGACUGUUCGAGUCGGUAUUUAAUAUUAGGUAACUGAGUAACAGCAAAUUCUGUAUACUAUAGGUAUAACUCACAUUCAAGAACAUGUACUACCUCUGCAUGAUCUAACCAUGCUUAACUCAGCAGUGAGUUCUGUACAACAUCAGAUCACUUUAAGGUAGCUCACAUUCAAGAACAUGUACUACUUCUGCAUGAUCUAACCAUGUUUAACUCAGCAGUGAGUUCUGUACAACAUCACAUCACUUUAAAGUAGCUCACAUUCAAGAACAUGUACCACCUCUACAUGAUCUAACCAUGCUUAACUUGUCAACUGGGACACAUUCAUGAGGGACUUGUUAUUUAAGUCUAAUUCAUUUAUCUUAAUGUUCUAGGGCAUAUUACCACCUCGCACGGCUCAAGAGACUUGUGUCAGCGAGUAAGGAAGUUGCAGCAUGGAAGUGAGGCCAUCGCCCGUUCUGGUAACCUACGUCAUAGCUAGAGUGUAUGACGCAGUCAUAGUGUGUAUCACGUAGCAAACCGAUGUGUUUGUUGUGGAUUCGUUGCGUUUUCAAAAGUUAGUUCCACUCUGGAGAGACCUUUUUCGAAAUUCGUUUUUCUCCGGAAACGUGUGGACGGAAGACGUAACGGCAACAAAAUGUUUGAAAUGUGUCCAAACUUCAUCUCUGUGGUCGAGGAGUUCGAUUUCCGCAUUGGCCUGAAGUAUGAUGUGUAGAGCUGCAGAGACAGCAAUCUGCUAGAGCUAUAUUCAAUUGAAAUAAAGUUCAUAUUACUUGACAUAACACAAUUUUAUGUAUACAGAGUGACCCCAUCAGUGGUACUGUUAUCACUGGGGAGUAAAAUAAGAGUUAGUACAGAAGUUUACUACACUGAUAAAAAGUUUUACAACACUGG
This is a messenger RNA of Paramuricea clavata, 6098 nucleotides long. The record is from the annotation of a GenBank genome assembly. NCBI's taxonomy places the organism in Eukaryota, Metazoa, Cnidaria, Anthozoa, Malacalcyonacea, Plexauridae.